AUGAUUGCAUGGUUUAUUUGGUUUGUCAACUCGAGCUAUCUGAAUGACAUUGGUUGUUCAGAGGGGCUUGCGGUUUUGUGUCAUUGUUAUCCAGCAUGCCCUGAACCAGAGCUAACUCUUGGAGCUGGCAAGCAUUCAGACAGUGACUUCCUUACAGUGCUGCUACAAGAUCAUUUAGGAGGCCUUCAAGUUCUUCAUAAGGAUUGUUGGGUUGAUAUUCCUACUGUCUCUGGUGCACUAGUAAUAAAUGUUGGUGAACUUUUACAGCUCAUAUCAAAUGAUAAGUUGAAGAGCAUUGCACACAGAGUACUGGCAAGCCGUGUUGGCCCAAGAGUAUUGGUGGCUAGUUUCUUUACCACGGGUAAUUCGUUAUCAUCAAGAGUUUAUGGACCAAUUAAGGAGUUGUUAUCAGAAGAUAACCCCGCGAGGUAUCGGGAAACUAGUGUGAAGGACUAUGCAGAUCAUUAUGAUGCAACAGGGAUAGGAGGGAAAUCUGCUUUGUCAGAUUUUACGAUAUGAAACAUUUGUUAGUCAGUAACUGUUUGAUCCUACAAUCAGUUAUAUUGUACUGAAUUAAGACAUACACGUGUGUCUACUGUUAUUUUGAUUUGAAUUCUACUCAUUAUGGCCUUUUGAAGUGUAAGAGUUUACUAUACAAAGUGAAGUCUCAAGUAGACAAUGAACAUGCAUUGAAGAGUGAAGACCCUAAGGAAGUAGAAAUUCACAUCAGAUGCAAGUAAUAUUUCAUUAAUAGUAUCUGUCGUGCAUGACCUUAGAUAUGAGGUCGUGGAUGACACAAAUUACAGUAAGCUGUUAGAAGCAGGGUGUUGUCUUGGUUAUCCUUCAUUUAAUAGUAGUAGUAUUAUUUCUCUAGUAAUUUUUGUCCCCUGAUUUCUGUUACAUUAUACCAUCGCUAGUACUUGAAUUAUUACAUUAUUUUAAUACUAUUUCUGUCUCUAUUUAGUUGUCCACUUUAUAAGUGGCACAUAUAUUAAGACAUUAAUUAUUAUCAUAGGUUUUAGUUACAAUUUUACCCUUUAACUUAAAAGAUGAUACAACUCCCAAGAAUAAUAAAUGUAUUUUCUAGUUUCAAACAGCAUGCAUUACAACUUAAUAGUAAUAGAAAUUUUCUAGAAUUA
This is a messenger RNA of Solanum lycopersicum (tomato), 1139 nucleotides long. NCBI's taxonomy places the organism in Eukaryota, Viridiplantae, Streptophyta, Magnoliopsida, Solanales, Solanaceae. The record is from RefSeq and is a predicted model, not a curated record.